Messenger RNA from Polypterus senegalus (gray bichir), 4321 nucleotides. It is a transcript of the gene tnfsf11, whose product is annotated as TNF superfamily member 11. NCBI's taxonomy places the organism in Eukaryota, Metazoa, Chordata, Cladistia, Polypteriformes, Polypteridae. Bases 119 to 979 code for a protein of 286 amino acids. Gene Ontology annotation, molecular function: tumor necrosis factor receptor binding. Gene Ontology annotation, cellular component: membrane. Gene Ontology annotation, biological process: immune response. The record is from RefSeq and is a predicted model, not a curated record. The transcript is spliced from 4 exons.
AGAAAGAAUAUUAGUGUCGGAGACUUCUACCCUCCCACUAUAUGAAGUUUAGGUCACAACUGCUUCCCACUCAGUCACAUAUACACUUACACACUCGCAUACGCUAGUCCCAGCGGUCAUGGCAGCAAGUAGUUUUAACCAGGAAUACAAGAAAAAUCCAAUCCGAAUGGAGAGUGGUCAGCUCCGUUUAGAAGCCUCGCACAACCGAACUGACGGAGGCAAGCCCAUCGUCUUCUGCGCGCUCAUCAUAAUGGGACUUUUUCAAGUCGUAUCCAAUCUUGGAAUACUUUUUUACUGCAAGUCUCAGGUCGAACAGCUGGCAUCCAACCUUGCACCUCAGGAUAACAAAAGUCACUGCCUGAGCAUUAUGUCUUGUCAAAAAGAAUCAUUCCCAAAGAAAGAAGAAAUCAAGUCUGAAAAUUAUAUUGCACGUGCUCGAACUUAUACCAAAAAACCACCACAAAGGCCAAAAUGUGAAUGCAAAAACAAAGUGGAGAUACCUUCUGCCCACCUGCCAAUCCUAAUCGAGAAAAAUUCUACAAAAGUUGAUGAUGAGACAAUGACUCGGCUGCAUUGGAUGAGUAAGUUUGGCGUAGCACACAUACAUAACUUGACGUAUGUGGAUGGAAAAAUAAAAGUCAUCCAAAAGGGAUUAUACUACGUGUAUGCAAAGACAUGCUUCAGGCACAACCUUCAGGUUUCUGAUGAAUUGGAGAAAAUAGACGAUGGGAUAGUGCUCCUACAGAAUAUUCACCACUUCAAGUACGCACGGCAAAUGAAAACUUUAAUCAUGAAAAGUGGCAGUGUUAAGCACUGGAAUAAAGAAAUACAUUUUCGUUUUUUCUGCAUCCAGCAAGGAGGGCUCUUCCACUUACACCAACAUGAUGAACUGUUUGUGGAAGUUAAUUAUGCUUCAUUACUGGAUAAAGCCCCAGAGGCCAGUUAUUUUGGAGCAUUUAAACUUAGGGAUUUAGAGUAAGUUAUAUAGAAGAGAACAUUUGGUGUAAGAAAUUUUGCCUUGAUGAAAUGAACAUUUUCAAAGUGAUCAUUGCUCACAAUAAAAUGCUGUGUAUUUGAUUUUUUAUUACAUUUUUAUUACAUUGUAUUGGUUGCAAUUUUUACAAAAGAUGUUUCGUGUUUUUUAAUGUGUUAUUUUAGGUUUAUAUAUUUGAUAAAUCAAACAAUAAUUAUUGUUUAUUAUCGUAAUUGUGUGAAUUUUUAAAAAAUGGAGGCUCAUUUGGAGUUUCCAGAUUUGUUAACGCAGCUAAAAGUCUAUAAGCCAGAUCUUCAAAAUGGGUUCAUUAUUAGCACAUUAGGAGCUCUUGUAGAAUCAGUCCUAUUAAUUGAUAAGUCAGGAAUUGUUCCUCGAAGAGUCUUUAAAAUAGACUGCUUCUUUAAUUACUCUUUUGUUACAUGAAUAACCAAAGAAAACAACGUGGCUUACAUGUGUGAUCUGACCAAUACAGCUUCUUCCAGAGUUGACACUGUACUAGCCAUUUUCUAAAGCUUUUCGGCUAGUCUAGGUUAAAGCAUUAACCUUCUUUUCCACCUUUCUAACAUUUUGUUCUCAAAGUUACACACAUUCUGGAAAUUUAGAGUUAUUUUUCCCCACCUUUUUCUUUUUUAGGUUUAUUUAUUUAUUUAUUGUUAUUUGUAUUUGAUCUUUUUCUAAGCUAAUAUAAUAUAUGAGCUCUUCCAUCAUUUUUCCCUUAGUCCUGAUCACUACCUCUUUCUUUGGCUUAAUUACCAGUUCUUUCUGUUUGUGGAUCUUAAGUUUUAAUUUUUUAGUUUUCCAGAACCAACAUACACCCCCAACCACCAUCACACUUCAUAAUUCUUCUGACAACUCAUCUCUAGCAUCUGCUCAGCACAUUAUAAUCUAUCCAUCAGCUAUUCUCCUAUAGAUAACAAAAGUCCUAUGUACACUGUUUGGGGUGCCAUAAUUUUGCUGUGCUCUCCAUAGUACAAUAAUAAUUCAUUCAUCAUGCAGUGUGAAAUGUUUCUGAAAUGGUGUUUAUGUGAUUUGUAAGGCUCUUUGAAUAUAAAACUGAUACUGAAUGCAUGUCAAUGCUUAUUUUAGCCUCGCACUUUGUAAGGCACUUUACAAAAUAAAAUGCAAGCACAGUGACAUACAAUCUCCAAAUGUCCCUUAAAAUGGUUUUCUAAUUUCUGACAAAUACAAUACAUAGCUGGGUAUAUUUUUACAAUUAAGUCCCAUUUAAAUCACCAAGCAUACUAUUUUUUCUACAUUUCUUAAAAAUGAACAGUGAACAAUUAACUAUAUCUAAACAUACAAAUAACAGGGCAUGUUACAAUUAGUAAGAAAGUCCAGUUAAUCUCAUUACACUUUUUCUUUAAUUGUGUAGGUGUUAAACUAUAUUCUACUUCUAUAUUGCUGGUCCUCAUCUUAAGAUUUUUCUUUUUUGCAAAAACAGAAAUAUAACGAUGGCAAGGGUAUUGCCUUUUUAUGGUAGUUUUUUUUUUUUCUUUUACAGAUAGAAUAAUGUACUUGAUAAAUAUCUAGAUGAAGCACUGAUUUACCUCUGAAGUGGAUUUGCAGCUGGUUACUGCUUUCCAAUUCAGGAAGUUUAACAUGCAAAUAGAUGGUUUUUGUCUUAUUUUUAAUGUGUAUCUUGUAACUUGCAAAGAAAAAGAACCAAAUAUAGUGCAUCAGGAAAAAUUAAAAAAACAAGUAUUUUCUGCAUUUUCCAUCUAUUGAUAAAUAGACUGCUUUUUAUAAGAACUUGAUAAAGAGCAGAUUUUUGUCUCGUAAUGUAAAAUUACAAUUAAAUAUGGAUUCUAAUAGUCUUUGCUUAAGUUUCAAAUAUGAUACAAACUGCCUUAAAGUAAUCUUAAAUAAUUAUAUAAAAUUAUUAAAAACAAAGCAAAUGUAUGCAAUUUGUUUAUAGCAUUUUUUACAAUGGUGCAGUAGUUAGUGGUGCUGUCUCACAGCUUCCAACAACCCUCUGUGGAGUUUACACCUUCCUCCCAUGUCUUGUGUGGAAUUUUCCUCAGGCACUCUGGUUCAACACCCAUAUUCAAACACACACGUUAGGUUAACUGACAACUUAAAAUAAGUAAUGCUUGUGUGCUUGAAUGCCCUGCAAUGAACAGAUGUGCCUUCCAGUCUUGGGUCUUGCCAAGUGCUGCAAGAAUAGGUUUGAGCUCCCCACAGCCCUCUGCUUGAAUGAGUGGGUUCAAUAGAUGAAUAUUUACAGCUUUUCUAAGGAUGAAAGAAAAUGUAUGUACAAAGUGUGAGAUACUCUAACAUACACAUAUGUUUAUUUGGGUACAUGGUUAUGCAAGUGCAUAAUUAAUUAUGUUAUUGAUAUUCAUAUAGUCAAAAUAUUUAUAUUUCUGGUAAAGGGCACUUUCAAAGAUAAAGGAAAAUAUAUCCAUGUUAAAAAUGGAUUUAGGAUUAACUAUCUCUCUUUAUGAUAACUGAGUAAAAGCCAUUCUGAGAAAUGACUGUAUUUAUACAUGUGUGCCCUUUACCAAAUUUAAAUAUGCAGCUGGAAAUUGAAAAGCUGAGAAAUAUAGGCAGUAAAAAUGAUAUAUGGUGGAGUUUACUUUACAUCAAAAUAUGUGUGGCUAGUUCAUCUUGCUGCUAAAUUCACCUCCUAUCUUUAGAAUAUCCUGAUCUGGUGUCAUGUCUGCUAUGAGAAACCAAAACGUCUAAGCUUUCUUAGUUAAUGUUUUAUAUGAUCGACACAAUUGGAAAGUCAGACAGUCAUCAUCUACCGUCAUCAUGGUUAAAUGCUGAAAACAUGUUUUAAAAAUUGUAAAUACCCUGUUCAAAUCAAAUGUAAUUUAUAUGGAGGAUAUAAUUGCAAUGCUCUUUCUACUGCGUUUUAUACUUGCACUGAUUUGAUUGACAAUGUAAAUUACAAAAAUGCUUUUCCAGUUUUUGUACUGUAAACUGGAAUGGCAUGACCUUGAAAUUCUUUUGACUGUCUGGCGCAGUAUUUUUAGCGAAGGCCUGGUACUGAUCAUCGUUUCCUCCUUAGAAUUUUUACAAAAUGGUUUGAUUGUCUUUCAUAACUGCAGCUUAUUAAAGAUUGUUUUGUAAUUUAUUUAUUAUAAGGUAUUACAAAGAUUGAUAAAAGUAUAAAAAUAUGAAUUAAUUAAUAACAGCUGAACUUAAGUGUGUGGCUUGUUAAGAGAAACAAAUACUGCAGCUGAUGAAGUUGAGUGACUUCCAUAGAGUAAGAAAACUUUCUGGCUGCUUGAAUUUCAUGCUUCUGCCAUUAUGUUGACUGUUAUGUUAUUUUGCCUUUUAAAAUUGUUAUUUAUUUUUUGCAAUUAAAUGAAAUUGAAUAAA